This is a messenger RNA of Antechinus flavipes (yellow-footed antechinus), 1410 nucleotides long. It is a transcript of the gene CCDC188, whose product is annotated as coiled-coil domain containing 188. NCBI's taxonomy places the organism in Eukaryota, Metazoa, Chordata, Mammalia, Dasyuromorphia, Dasyuridae. The record is from RefSeq and is a predicted model, not a curated record. Bases 170 to 1240 code for a protein of 356 amino acids. The transcript is spliced from 12 exons.
CAUCACAGCCCCGGUGGGAAAGGGAGGGGGGAACACUCGAAACUGGGGCCCCAAAGCUGAAAAGGAGGGAAACUGAGCCCUCCCUGGGCCGGAAGUCCUCUGCUCAGGCCCCUCUUCCCCUUUCCCCGAACAGCGGCCCACUUGUGUCUCUCUCCCAGCAGGAUCCACGAUGGAUGAUUCCUGGACUAACCCACACGGGGAAUUCAGAGAGAGAUUACACGGGUACCCACCACCUCCACCACCACCACCACCACCUUUGCAGUCCCACGCGGUAAUGGGCCAGCCCCGGCUUCUUCGUUGCUCACUGGUGAACCUGACCCCCUGUGAGGAGAGGAACACCAUCCUGGAGCUAGAGGAGGCCAACCAAAGACUGAAAGAUAUGAACCAGGAGCUGAGGGGACGACUUGAGGACAUCAUGGAGCCGAGGGAGAUAAGGCAGGACUUUAUUCCCGUGUGUCCCAACCAUCAGCGCCAGUUACAGAUCCUGGCCUGGGACAAGGAAUGUCCCCAGAUGAUGGAUGAGCCAAGGACAGUACAGGUGCUAAAACAAAAAAUCUGCCCUCGUGAGGAUCCCUUCACAGAAAAGUCCCAGAAAGAGCUGCAGAAGAUGAGGCUGUCAUUUGAGAGAAAGAAGACAUCCAUUACUGAGGUGUGGGAUGGCAUGAGUGAAGUUCACAUGUCCUUGACUGACCAGGCUGAAGGUCUUCUGAAUCUCAAAAAGGAUAUCCGAACUGUGUUAGAUGAGGUAGAAGACAUUCGAAUGGAAAUUCUUCGGGCUUCUGGAACAGUCUCUGCUGUCUUGGAUUUGCGCAGGGACAAGGCCCAAAACCAAAGUCUGACCAGGAGAGGCUUGGUUAUGCCAGAAAAGAAGUCACCUCAGCCGCCACCCUGUUUACAAGAAGAUGACAGCUGCUGGACCAGCGCAAGGAGAUGGCUUGGUAGCUGGUUUCCUGUAUUUAAGAGACUGUUAAAUGAAAAAAAGAUUUGCCUUUUGCUGCUGGGCUCCACAGGGCAGAAACAAGAACACCAACUGGAAGUUAAAAGGAAAUCCUGGACCUUCUUCAGCAAGGCCGGUUUGUGCCUGUUCGUCUGCAGCAUCUUGUUUUAUAUCUAUAUAGUGAACCCCAGCCCCUAUGAGUGCCUUCUUCCCCCAAUCAUUGGCCAGAGGACUCUCUGGCGAAUCCGGACCUGGUUCAACCCCUUCCUCAGGGUGGAAGUGGAUGACUUCCUGCCAUUUUAGGCCCGGAGCUUUGGGCAGGGAGGGAAGAAGAGAACACAAGUCCACUCUCCAGGCUGCCUUCUUUUUCUCUGCAAUUGAUGGGAACCAGAUGCGGACUCCAGCCCCAUUCAUCCUAUUCUUUUGGAGGGCUGAGCCCUGGAAAGCAUCACAGAGAGAUUUCUGAUAUUUGA